Colletotrichum lupini is the source of this 1647-nucleotide messenger RNA. RefSeq lists its product as uncharacterized. The record is from RefSeq and is a predicted model, not a curated record. The coding region runs from base 1 to 1647 and encodes 548 amino acids. The transcript has a single exon. NCBI's taxonomy places the organism in Eukaryota, Fungi, Ascomycota, Sordariomycetes, Glomerellales, Glomerellaceae.
AUGCCUCCAUCCAAGGUCUCCCGCGUGGCCAAGAGUUCCGGUCUGGUCAAGAAGCCGGCCACUACAAGCGCACCUCGAAGCAAGACAUCCAAGGCCGCGUCUUCGAAGAAGAAACAGAGGAAACGCGCCUCAGCCAAAAAGUCAAAGACUCCCAAGCCAGAUGAGACUACAAUCGUCAUCGCAGGCCACAAGCGGUCCAUUGUCGUUGUCGAAGAAGACAGCAAUGACGACGGCACGAUCCAACCCAGCAAACGACGCAGAACUGGCGGCAACACCAAUGCUCACGAUUACCAUGCCGUUCGUGAGAGGCCCCCGCCGCGUGAUUAUGGAGCAACCUUUGCGAGGAAGUCAACGGCCCAUUUCACUUGGGGCGCUCCUUUGAUGUCUCCUCCUCUCCAGUCUCAAUCUUCUCGGUCUGAUCCGAAGAAUAAGUCCACGAUCCCUCGCAACAAGGGUAAAGAGGUAGUUCGUCCUGGAAGCUGGCAGGCGAGACCCAGUUCAGGCCGCUACAGUGGCAUCUUAUCAAGAACAGCCACCCCGGAGUCGGAGCCAGAGCCGCAGCCCAAGAGCCGCACUUGCCCCUUUCUCCGAAUUCCCCUCGAGAUCAGAGAGGAUAUCUACAAGUACAUCCUAGUCGCCGACGAGCCCAUCCGAGUCCACCAGGGCUGGUCCGCAGUCUACCCCCGGAACAGAGUAGGCAUCCGCACCGACCUCAUUCGAACAUGCCGCCAAGUCAGAAAGGAGGCUCUCAACACCCUCUACGGCGAAAACACGUUCCUCUACCUCCUCCGCGACGCCGCCGAACUUCCCGCCCUUAACGCGCAGGGCGAGAACGAGAUCGUGGUCCAACACCCGCUUGCCACCGACAACGACGCCCUCUCCGACUACGAGGCAGACAGCGCGGACGAGUACUCUGACGAAGACGAUGUCGUCACCAACAGACCCUCGUCGUCGUCGUUCUUGGCUGACGGCCACACGGCAGCCGACAUUGACAUCCGCCGCUUCGGCCACAAGUUCCGCAAGCUCAUGAUCGUCGCCGAGGCCAACCGCGCCAACGCGCCCUACCGCCUCAGCAUGGCCAACGCCAUCAACGUCUUCCGCGGCCUGCGGCCCAUCCGCCCGCGCAUCCACACCCUCACCAUCGACAUCACGCCCCAGCGCGACCCGCGCACGGGUGACGUCUCGUUUCUCGACUUUUUCGAGCGAUCCUCCGAGGUCGUCCGCACGCUCCGCGGCUUGCCGUGUCAGUUUAUCGAGAUUCUCGUCAAUACGGGCGUCAGCGUCGGUAGCAGCAGCGGCGGUGAUGGUGAUGGUAGCGGUGGCGAUGGAGGUGAUUGCCCUGGAAAAGGACCAUUAGGCCAAGGGAAAAUCGUCCUCAACAUGAAGUACGCGGCCAACAUCCGUCGCGCUAAACGCGGCGAGAAGGACCUGUGGCGCGACGACCGGGUCAUGCAGUCGUACCGCAGCGCCAAGGCGGGCGAGGCGCAGAAGAAGCUCGACUCGUUGCCGGCUGCGAUCCGCAAGAUUUGGGAGGCCACGAACGGGCAGUUUAAGCGCCGUCAGCAGGACGAGUUUGGUGAUGAUGAAGAGGAUUAUUGCUAUGAGGAUUGGGAGGAUUCUCUUCUCUUUCAGGAUGGGACUUUUUGA